Angiostrongylus costaricensis is the source of this 1887-nucleotide messenger RNA. Lineage: Eukaryota; Metazoa; Nematoda; Chromadorea; Rhabditida; Metastrongylidae. The record is from the annotation of a GenBank genome assembly.
AUGUCAUCGCUUACUAGUAUGGGAGCGAUGGCGAAUGAGGCGUUCAUGCUGAGAGUGAAGGAGGAAGCGAACUGCAUCCUGGCUGAGAUCGUCAGGCUAUCGAGCUUUAUCCCACAAGACUUCACUGACCCAAAAUCGUCAAAGUUCAAGCUUCUUCUUUUGGAUUUUAGUUAUUUCACCAAUGCUGCUCAUUAUGAGAAGUUAAUAGCAGAGAACGAGGAUCUUCAAGACCAGUUCUACAACACGAAUGGCGAUCUGCUGUCUCGGUUCUCUACGCUCUUCCAAACAAUUGCAAUGUUUUUGUGCAGUUUGAAAGAUGAUGAACAGCGUAAUAUGGACUUCUUAGUCGAUUUUCUAAGAGUAAAUCCUCCCACAGGAACGAAGUACCUGUUUGAGCGUUUGAAAGUCAGUGAAUCAUUUGUUGAUAGAUGCUUGUCUUGUUGUGAAGCCAUCCAUAAAGAGGGUGCGAGUGACUUUGGGAAACUGCAUGUGGAUAGGAACACGUUAAUUAAAUGGAUUUUUAUCUGCCUUCUCUUCAAGCAGUCCGUGCUCAAGACCGAUCAUAUUAGAAUGCGUAAAAUUGUUGAAGAUUUCUUCCGUGAUUAUUGGGUGCUCCAACUUGGCUUGGGUCUGAACGUCAAUGUGAUGGAUGCUUGGCAACAAUAUCGUGCCGCUUUUGCAGCAAUCACAAGUCAAAUGGAUAUCAAGAAGGCGAAGGAAAUGGCGUCGUUACACUACAGUACUUUAGAGAGACUAACUAUUCCACAGGCUUACAACGAGUGUCUACGUAAUAAGGAGGAGAGCAUUAAGAAGUUGACAUCUUCUAUUUGUUCACUGAUCAAUGAGAUGGUGCAGUUUCUUUCACAGGAUUUUGGUCCGCUUAAUAAGGAUAAAAAAACUGCAGCAGUCCGUAUUGUUUCAGCAAAGCUACGUGACUGGUUUCUAUUGAUGAAGGAAACGCUGGAGGGCCUAGAACCCAAUAGCAAACAAAAUAGCGGGUUCGUUUUGCAAAUCAAGAAGAGAAUCAUACAGGUAGGCGAGAUGUUAGAAUUGAGCGGAAGAAUUGCAUUUGCACAGCAUUUGCGAUUACUAGAAUCGCGCUUAGAUUCACUUUCCGCUUUAUAUAGUGUAGGAGAAGAAGAGGAACGAAGAUUGCGUCGAAGCGCAGAUCCGUCGUAUCUGUGGCCUGUUCUAGAUGAUUGGACUCCUAGGAUUCAACGUAGAAUACUAGAGUCCUCUAACGCUCAUGCACUUCGCGCACUUUUCUUCAAGUUAUCACUCUCUAUUUCCGUGUUAUGUGAGCAGUUUGAAAAUGACGAACGAAAGAAUCUUGGUAUAUCAAGAAUGGCGCUAAGGAAGGUGGGAAUCGUCAAUGUAAAUCCAAAGGAGUUGCUUGAAGAAGGAAUACGGCGUGAAUUAGCUUCAGAGCUUCCACUGUUAUUGACUGUAUCUGAUAUGCCAAGUUCAUUAGAAGAUCUGUUGAAAAAGUUAUCGGACACUCUUCAUUCGUUUCAUCGGGCUUUCAUAUAUAUGUGUGGACAUGUUGAUAUUAAUGGAUACGAUAUGUGGCGAGCGGAAGUAGACUGUAUCCUUAUGCAGAUGACUACGGACGUGAUGGAAAAAAGGCGCAUAGCUAAUACUACUCAAACUGGAUCAAGUGGUGUGAAUUCCACCCAAGCUUUGCUCGUCAUUACGAAUUUGUUAUUGAAGCACUCAAAUCCAACUUUUAAUCGUUACAUGGAAGACAGCAUGAAAUGGCGAGAAAUUAAGACGAAGAAAGAUGUACUUUCUUCAAAAAUUAUCGAUUCUAUUGAGGUGUUUUUUCCUUAUGAGUUAUUGUCGACUGUUUUAUUAAUGGACCUUAGAGAUCAACGAAUUACGCUUUAG